Pelobates cultripes (western spadefoot toad) is the source of this 159-nucleotide messenger RNA. NCBI's taxonomy places the organism in Eukaryota, Metazoa, Chordata, Amphibia, Anura, Pelobatidae. The record is from the annotation of a GenBank genome assembly.
AUGGCAGAACCAACGGUAACCCCCAGUGACGAAAAGGCAAGGAUUGUCCGGGAAAGACUUACUCUAUAUGGGCUGAACCCCUCCGUAGAGCUGGUGCAGCAACUGAUGGCAGAGGCCGAGGCGGACAUACAACGGGCUAGAACCCACGAACUCAACAUG